Molecule: messenger RNA, 6185 nt
Organism: Galleria mellonella (greater wax moth)
Lineage: Eukaryota; Metazoa; Arthropoda; Insecta; Lepidoptera; Pyralidae
Gene: svr
Product: carboxypeptidase D
Exons: 22
Coding region: 231-4433 (1400 amino acids)
Biological process (GO): proteolysis
Molecular function (GO): metallocarboxypeptidase activity; zinc ion binding
Source: RefSeq, a predicted model, not a curated record
UUUGCUUGACGUAAUUUUAUUUCAUUAAUCAUUUCACUUCGAUUGUUGUUAAAGUAGAGUAUCAAAAUAAGAAGGUAGUCUUUCAAUUCUAAUUGUUUCGUGUAAAAUUAUAUUCCAAUUAGAAUAACCCAUUAGGUAUACUUUUCGGACAAUGAUAACUAUGUGUAUACGCCAAAACAAAUAAAAAUAACCCUAAAACUGCCGCAAAAAAAUAAGCUCACUAAAAUAAAAUGGGUUCUAUAACUCAUGCGUGCACCUUUGUGAUAUUAACUUUAUUCAUUAGUGAAUGUACGCCACGUUCUAUAGAAGACGACGAAACGUUCCUGGCUAAGCCUAAGUACACUACGUACAAAGAUUUAAUUACCUUAUUCGAUGGAUUAGAAAAAAGUUACCCGAAUUUAGCGAGAAGUUACUCUAUCGGCGAAUCGGUGGCUGGUAGAGAGUUACUAGUGUUGGAAAUCACUCAGGAUGUGAAUAAUGUGCACCCGGGGCGGCCGGCGUUCAAAUAUGUAGCCAAUAUGCAUGGCGACGAAUCACUUGGUAGGCAAUUGGUGAUCUACCUGGCCCAGUACCUCCUGAUCAACUAUGGGAAGGACGAAAGGAUCACCAGACUGGUGAACACUACUGAUAUACACCUAAUGCCGUCCCUGAACCCUGAUGGAUUUGCUGAGAGUAAGAUCGGCUGCGAAUCCCAGGCCAAAUAUGUGGGUCGCAACAACGAAGCGGGCGUGGAUUUGAACCGCGACUUCCCCGACCAGUUCGAUAAGGACCGAGCCAACACGGACGAGUACUUGUACAAGAACAGGCAGCCGGAGACGCGGGCCCUCAUCAAGUGGGUGCUGGGCAAGCAGUUCGUGUUGUCUGGAAACUUGCACGGGGGCGCUGUCGUUGCUUCGUACCCGUACGACGAUUCAGUGACCGGCGCGGAAUGCUGCGAAGAGAGUCUGUCCCCCGACAAUGCGGUGUUCAAGCAGCUGGCCAACUCCUUCGCGUCCAGACACGUCGAAAUGAGACGAGGAAACACUUGCCCCCCGGAUAACUUCACUGAUGGACUGGUGAAUGGCGCCUACUGGUAUGGGGUCAAAGGCGGCAUGCAAGACUUCAACUACAUCAACUCGAACUGCUUCGAGGUGACGUUCGAGCUGUCGUGCUGCAAAUAUCCGCCUCCAGACAAGCUGCCGGGCUUCUGGGCUAUGAACAAGGAGCCUCUGCUCGCAUACAUUGAGCAGACGCAUAUCGGCGUCAAGGGCUUCGUGCUGGAUGAAGAAGGGGAACCAAUUAAGGACGCUAAGAUCUCCGUGGAGGGUAUAAACCACACUGUGAAAACGACUGAUCUGGGCGAGUACUGGAGGCUGCUGACUCCUGGAGAAUACAACAUCACGGCCACCGCUCAAGGUUACGCGCCCUCGCCAACAGUGACCGUCAAGGUUCCCGUGAACCAGACAACAGCAAUGACCACCAAUUUCACGUUACAACGGCGCCCGCGCACCGCUGACGAGCAUAAGAGGACGCAGCGUGACAUCGACGGCAUUUCAGAGCCGGAUUUUGUCCACCACAACUAUCUGAAGAUGGAGACCUAUCUCCGAGAGCUUAACGAAAAGUAUCCUGACAUUACCAACUUGACGAGUAUAGGGGAAUCUGUCGAGGGUCGGAAACUGUACGUGUUGGAGGUGACCAGGAACCCAGGAAUCCAUAUACCCGGCAAACCCGAGUUCAAAUACGUGGCCAACAUGCACGGCAAUGAGGUGGUCGGACGCGAAUUGCUGCUGCUUCUAGCGAAGUACCUCUGUCAGCAGUACGUGGCUGGAGACGAGAGGGUGCAGCGUCUACUCAACACCACCAGGAUACACCUGAUGCCCACUAUGAACCCUGAUGGUUAUGAAAGGGCAGUCGUAGGUGACUACAGCGGUACGAAGGGUAGAUCGAACGGUCACCAUGUGGAUUUAAACAGGAACUUCCCGGAUCAGUACGGAUUGACUAAGAGCAACGCGAACUUCGAGCCGGAGACGGAAGCGGUGAUGCGGUGGUCGCAGUCGAUACCGUUCGUGCUGUCCGCGAACCUGCACGGCGGCGCGCUGGUCGCCAACUACCCGUUCGACGGUAACCAGGACAUGCGCGGCGGACACGAGAACCCCACGACGGACAACGAUCUGUUCGUACAUCUGGCGCACUUGUACUCGGACGCUCACCGCAAAAUGCAUUUAGCACGGCCAUGCAAGGAUUUGCCUAACGAGAAGUUCCCGGGCGGUAUCACCAACGGCGCUAAAUGGUACGUGCUAGCCGGCGGUAUGCAGGACUGGAACUACAUGCACACUAACGACAUGGAGCUGACCCUCGAGCUGGGCUGCACCAAGUUCCCGCCCGCCUCCGACCUGCCCACCUACUGGCAGGACAACAAGGAGGCCCUCCUGCAGUACAUUGAACAGGUGCACAAAGGGGUACACGGGUUCGUGCACAGCCACAUCGGGCACGCGCUGGCCAACGCGACCAUCUCCGUGAGCGGACGUCGCCACGCGGUCCGCAGCGGACGCGACGGCGACUACUGGCGGCUGCUGCUGCCGGGCACCUACAACAUCACCGCCGCCAGGGACGGUUACGAAUCGGUCACAGAACAGAUCAUUGUACCGGAGAACGGGUCGCUGAGUUACAACUUCACGCUGAUGGCCGACGAUCCACAGCACUGGUCCUCUGCUUACGAUUUCCGAGUCCUGGACAACGUAGUUAAUACUCGGUACCACACACCGCUGGAGCUGUACGCGAUGCUAUCAGACCUCGAGAACAAGUACCCGGACAUCGCGGAGUUCAGGUCCGGGGACAGCCUCACCACUGCCACCUUCCAUCAGCUGAAGAUGACGGAUCAGGUCGGUUCACCAGAAGAAAAUAAAUUCCACAUCGCCAUAAUGAGCAGCUUUUACGGCUCUCAACCACUAGGCCAGGAGAUGGUGCUGAACUUCGCUCGGCAUGUCGCUACCGCGUACACAAUAGGAGAACCCAUCCAUCAAAGACUCCUCCAAACCACCGUCCUACACUUCAUACCAAACCUCGAUAUCUUAUACGAGAAAUUAUUAAAACAGUUCGACAGUACUGACAAAUGCGAGGUGGAACUGCUAGAAGAAGAAUUCGGAGACAGCCUUUACAAUUUUCUAACAAAUAAAAAUCUCAAUCCUCUAUCGAAUUACACUAGAGAAAAGGCAUUUAUCAAUAUGCUGACAGCAGAGAAGUACGAUCUCGUUCUAGAACUAGCUUCGGGGACAGAGGAUGUCGCUUAUCCUGAGUUAUCUAGGGGUGUGUACCAGAAGUUCGCGCAGAAGUACCAGGAUUACAGAAAUCCAAGCAAUAAAUAUGACUGCACGUCAUCUAAUAUAAAUAUAGUGCAUGGAAAUUUAAUAGAUUUGUUACGUGAAAGAUACAAUACGCCGAUAAUUUCUGUUGGGCUCAGUUGUUGUAAGAUGCCUGUGGAAGAAGAGAUUGCUUGGGUAUGGAGAAACAACCUGAGGGGUAUUAUGCAGUUUGUUGAAUUGACCAAGACUGGCGUAAUGGGGUACAUAAAGAACGAACAAGGCGCGCCGAUGCGGCGGGCGGUGCUAACAGUACAGUACGCUGGAAAGGAGGGUGAGGCCGCUGAUGAGGAAUCCGUGCGGGUGUCACCCAACAUGGCACACUACCGCGCGCUGUUGCCGCCCGGGGACUACCGCGUGCUUGUACGUUGUCACAACUACCGCGAUCAGACAUUCACAUGGCGGGUUGUUGAUGGAGUGUUGAAGGAAAAAGACAUAAUACUGCAACGUGAAAACGCCGAAAGUCUCCCUGGAGGGCAGUAUCCAGAAUUGAAGGUCACGGACAGCGAUCCCAACACCAUUUACAUCACAGGUUUAAUUUUGGACCACGACAGCCAACCGCUAAAUAACGCACAACUCAAGAUAUUCACUCUGAGCUCUAUAAAGCCCAUAUCGACCAAUAGCAGCGAUGAAGCGGGCCGCUUUAUGCUCUCUGUGCCGAAGAGGUAUACCGGCAAGGAAGUACUGGUGUCGGCGUCUGUCGACGGAUAUGUCACUAAACAAAAACAUAUUAUGACAAAUUCGAAGGAUAACUGGACACAGAAUGUUCUAUUCAAGCUGGAGAAAGACGACUAUGUGCUCGGUCUGCCACGGCUUAUAUUUGUCAUGCUAGCGGGCGUAGUAGGCGUGGGGGUGGUGACCCUGGCCGCUUGGUGCUUCAGCUGCCGCCAGAGGGCGCGGGAGUCGCGGCGGGAGUACCUGUUCGCGCCGUUACCGUCGGACGACAAGCGACCGCUAUGCGAGGACACCAACUAUGAAAUAAUACGUAAACCGUACUACGACGUUGAAGACUUGCCCCCAUCGGAGACGGACUCCGAAGAGGAGAUAGUGCUGCUCCGCUCAGACCGCGAGUGGAAACCCGUCGAACAAGAAUAACUCACUGGAACUGUAAAAUAGAACAUGCCAAACCGAAGGACCAUACCGUGGACAGAGAGUAUUGGUCUAACCAGUCUUCAGUCAGGAACUUUUGUCCUCACAUAAAACGGUAACAAUGCCUACUGAAUCAAGACUACUGUGGACAGAGCUUACUCAGUUAAAGAGCUUAUGUUCGUGGACAAAAUUUUCAAAAGACAAAAACAUUUGAAAUCAUACAAUUAUACCAUAUAUAUAUUUAUAUAGGUAGACUUACACAUUCGAAGAACUUUUUGUCUACGAACAAAUUAAUUCGACGAGAUUCUUCUUCGACGUCCUUUGUAAUUCGACGAGAAAUAAUCCUCGCAUACAUUUAAGUCAUAAUAAAACCCGUAAUAUAAUGCAUAUAAUAUAUCGCAUGCUAGAACACACACAUGCAUGUGGGUAAAUAUGUAACGCACACAAAGAAAUUUUAAAUGCGGAAAGUUGUCCACAGACAUACGUGCACAGACAUACAUAGUUUAAGCAUAUUAUUUAUACAAGCAUUAUAACCUCCAACGUACAUAUUUUUUUUUGUAAAAAUUUUUCAAAUAAAGAAUUCCAGUCGAUAUAAAAGAGAAAAACAUUCCAACAGAUAAAAUAGAUUUAUUAGACACAUGAUAAUUAAUUAAAUAAUUACCAUAAUUUCGUAUAAAUAAAUAUGUUUACCACUGUGGUCCCUAAUGGGUUGUGCUAAUUAAAAAAGAAAAUGUGAUGCAAAGAUAGAAAAGAUCUCUUCCUUCUUACGAUUUGAAACAGUAUUAAAUUUUAAUAUUAUAAUUCGGUUGUUUUUGUGUGAAAUUGGCUUUUGUUGAGAGGGCACAAGUAUGGUUUUGCUAUGCUAUGUUUUUAGCAAACACGUCUAUUGGAUAUUAUUUGUAUGAAUGAUACAAUUAGAAAACUAUUUGCCUGUGUGAAUACAUUUUUGAAAGACCAUUAUUUAUAUAGCUUUAUAUUUUUUUAUUAUACAUUGCUUAUAAUCUUGUUUUUUUUUUUUUUUUGGAUAUAAAACUAAAUUUAACAGUCGUAAAUUUUCCAUAAAUAUCUAAAAAUAAUGGAACUUAUUUUUAUAGCCUCUCACAAAAUGAAAUACCUACUUUAAAUAAUUCCGUCUUAAUUUUUUUUUUUACAUUCCUUAUACUUAAUGUUUGAUAAAUUAUUAUAUUUUUCUAUUUUAUUUAUGUAGUAUUUAUAAUAUUUUUAAAAAUAAUAUAAAUAUUACGCACUUAUCUAAUUCCAUUUUGUCUUCAAUCUAUCAUCAUGUGAAUCGUUCCUUUUUAUAAACAAAUUAAUUUACUUUAUUGUAACUUUUUUUAUGAAAUAUUUUACAUUAAUAUGUUAUUGAUUUCAUUGUAAUAAUAAUUUGAUCACUUUACAUAGUAGAGGCAUGCGUCUUUCAUUAAUGGCGUUAAUUGAUAUUUGUUUUACGUAAAAAUAAUAAUUUUGUGUUUUUAACUUAUUGAGUAAGUUGUGAUAUUAAAAAAUUGUUACUGCUAUUGCUUUGAUAUUGAGGUGACGAUGGUACGAAUUUAAAAUUAGAAAAUUGAAUCUCAAUUCAAUAAAUAGAUGAAUUUAUUAAUAUAUAUAUAUAUAUUACAUAUUGAAAAGUAAUAACUAUUGUGCCUAUUUUGGUGCUCUAUUUAAACUGUACAUUUGUCUUUAUAUUGUAAACAUAUAUGUAGUUCUCUAGUAAUGUAAUAGUUUUUAAUGUAGUGGAGAAAUAUAAUUUAGAUAAUA